UAGCAUGCAAAUAAUAUCAGAUGCAUCAUGUCAUCUGCGCGCUGAUCAUACAAUAAUUUGUAAACAACGCUCUGUUGGAAGGAAAGUUCUAUGCUACUCGUACCAGUUUUGAUGAAGAUUGUUGACACUAUAUCAGAUGAUGAGUAUUACAAGACUCUUGGAAUAAGCAGCAAACAGGAUUCUGCACGUACUGAUUUAAAAGGGAUGUGCUGAUGUUGACGCUUCCAUGCGAAUAAUAUACACUUAUGUGUUGUUCUACAUGCUUGAAAUGAAUAUGACUGAUGCCUUCAAAUGUGUACGUCAAGAUAAUUGGAGGAAUAUUGUGAACUCUAAUAUAUAUAGACAAAUGAUGUGAGAGACAUAGCCUGGAAGAAAACAAAAGUCAGACACACUCUGUAAAGAGCAAGCAGGCGAAAUGUUCAGAAGACGCAGAAAGAGAGAUGCACAGAAAACUGAGGUUGGACCCAGGUCCACCAUCAAACGAACAAUGUCUAUUGAAUCCAUGGAUUCUACUAUGAGCGAUGCAUCCUUCAAUGUCACCAACAAACCAACAGACUUAAGGGAUUUCAAAUUAGCCAACAUCUUCUGGCGUGCCAAGCUCUCUUGCCAUCGAUUUCAUGUCGGUAACCCCCUGGUGACCUUCAGUGACCUUUGGCCUGAAGAGGUCAAGGAUCUGAUCUCUUGUUUCAAGGACCCUGAGUUGCAGGAUUCAGUGGUGACAUGCUGUAAACUGGUGCUCCGGUGUGGACCAAUCAGAGUCCUCAGAGAGCUGCUUGAUCAAAGAAUCAUAAAUAUAGAUCAACGUCUUGAAGAAGGACUAGGUCUCUUACACUACGCAGUCCUGGCAUGUAAUGAUGAAGCUGUAUCCUUUCUGUGUAGUAGAGGUGCCUCCGUCAAACAGCAGGAUAAGCUAGGUCGUACGGUAGACCAGGUAUGUUACUGUUCCAGGACCAGAAGAUGCUUGCCUACCCGUUACCAUGGAAGUUCAUUCCGUAAGAAACAAGGGUCAUUUCAUGAUAAGAAGGUCAUCUUUGAGUAUGUUCAGCAACCUGACCGAUUCAAUGACCUUCAGAUCCAGAUCCAGUCCAUGGAUUUUGAUAUCAAUCAUGACAAAGAUCAGAAGGGAAACCUUCUCUUACAUGCUGCUGUCAAAGGAGGGCUCCCUCAGCUGUCGUUGAUCUUGAAUCUAGUUCAGUUUCAUGGUGCUAAUGUAGAGGCUACGAACAGGAAAGGAAUGACACCUCUUAUUCUUGCAUCUCAGCUUGGCCUCGAUGUCAUUGUAGAGAUCUUGAUUUGUGUGAUUGGUGCUGAUCCAGAUACGAAGAACAAUGUGAAUGGAUGGACAGCCUUACAUUAUGCAGCUCAGAAGAACCAUGUCCAUGUCAUAGACUGCCUUGUGAAAAGAGGUGCUGACAUAAAUAUAGAAGAUAAAUUUAGUAUGCGAGCAGAUGACAUUGCCGGCCGAUGUGAUAACAAUGAGUGUCGUGACCUCAUACGUAACCUUCGACAUCAGCGCUGUAUCCUGCUCAGUCAGUAUGUCAGAAAGGGCAACCUGUCACCAAAUGAUGCCAGAGUGAAAUUCUCUGAUCAUUUCAACGUUGAUAAUGAUGGACUAACCCUCAUCAUGGCUGCUGCCAAAGCAAACAGGUGUGACAAUCUGAGCAUCCUGUUAAAGGAGAAGAACUGUCCUGUCAAUGCACAGCAUCACAUGACUGGAAAAACAGCACUUACUAUGGCCGCCAUGGAUGGCAAUGCGAACGUCCUCCAGACCUUGCUGACCCACAAUGCAUUGGCCACUAUUCCUGACAUUGAGGGCAGGCUUGCACUUCACUACGCAUGUAUCCAUGGCCAUAUCGACUGUGUACAGGUCAUUGUUGAAUCAACUCAGGGUCUACAUGGUUUAUACACUGCCUUCCAACUUGCCAAAGACACUUCCAUCAAAGCUCUUCUCCAUGAAGCCAUGGAGAGACGUCAACGUGAGAUCACUAACCCAACUCUGUUUGAGUGUGUUAUGAACGGUGAUGCUUCUAAGAUCUAUUGUAUGUUAGAAGAAGGUGAUGAUGUCAAUCCUAUCACUGGUACUAGUGACUGGCCUGUCUACAUGGCUGUAGGCAACGGACAUUUUGAAGUCGUCAAGCUACUCCAGCAGUAUGGUGGAGAUAUCUGGAGCCUUCAUUCAGCCACACGAUCCAGCGUCCUGCAUGUAGCAUGCUCUAGAGGCCUUCAAGAGAUAGUCUGCCAUCUCCUCUACUACUGCCAUCCUAACGAUUCCCAUCACACCAUUGAUAUCAAUGCUAUCAAUAAGGUGGGGGUUUCUGCUCUGCAACUAGCUGCUUCUAAAGGUCACAGCGCUAUCGUGAAGAUGCUGUUAGAGCACGGAGCCAGUGCAGCCAUCAUAGAUGAUCAGGGACGACUGUAUAAGUGUGUUGAAUACGAGGGUGUGCAGGCACUGAUUGAGAAACAUCGUAAGAACAGAACAGAGAGGAUCAUGCUAGGCAUCAAGGAUAAGAAGAGAUUCAAACAACUCAAGAAGAUGUGGCAGCCCAAGUUUGACCACAACCUACGCAAUAAAGCUGGAGACACACCUCUAAUGACUGCAUGUCUGUAUGGCCGACUAGAAGCGGUCAAGUUCUUCUUAGAAACUGCUGUUCAGAAUAUGGAGGAAGAAGAAGGAGACUUGGAAAGGUCAACGAGAUGGAGACGAGAAUCUGAUAAUGAUUCAGGGACCUUCUUGGAAUCUUGUUCACCUGGUACAUCAAGGAGAAACAGAGCAUCACUGGACUACAUGGAAUGCUCUACAGACUUCAGUGACUAUGAGGAUAUCUCAGCCUAUCAUCCUUCUCGUUAUGAUCUUUAUCCUAGUAUACCGACGCAGGACAUCUCCAGCGAGUCUGACUCCAACCUGACUCCCGAGGGUCUAAAGAGGGCAGUACAGCAUAGUAGACGGAUGAUUCAAGGAAGACCAGGUACCCGCAAGUGUUUAUCAGACACUGAGACUCUGGAUACACUUUCACAGCUGCCAGCUUAUGAAAGACUGCACUCGAUUACAGAAGAGAGAGGUUCUAGGUAUGCUCCCGGCCUUGCAUCAAUUAGGUCUUCAUCAUUUAUGAGCCUUACUGAUACAGAGUGCCUUUCCAGACCCCGAGAUAAUGUAUCAAUAGCUUCCUUCAAUGCCACUGGUAGCGUGUAUGGAGGAUCUAAGGCUAUUCAUUCCCGCACACCAUCCAUGAGUGAAAUCUACGUCAAUCUCGGACAACCAACUAGGCCAAAUAUCUACCAAGGUUCCACAGUAAACCAUAUAUGUGCGUCUAACACCCUGGACGGUUGUACAGCUGUACAUCGAGCAAUCCAAUGCUCUGAUCAAAAGAUUGGUCUGGCUAUCCUUGCCCUUCUAGUGGACAAAGAUACAACCAUCAUCAAUGUCCAGAACUGUGAUGGUAUUACUGCUCUUCACCUAGCCUGCAAACUUGACCGUAGACAAAUGGUCAAGAAACUUGUGAGUGUUGAUUACAUAGACCUCAACAUUCGCACACUGGAUGGCAAACUUCCUGAGGAGAUGGCCAGGUCAGAAAGGUCAAAGGUUGCCAAGAUGGUCAAAAAUGCAAGAGCAAAUAUAGAAGGGGACAGAUGGUUGAUGGUCCCCAAUGAACCCACCACACCAGCGAGUUCGUACGGACAAGCAUCGUCGAUAGACUUUGAUAAACUUGAUGAAAGAUUUGAUCAGAUGAAGAAAAGGAGACCAUAAUGAAUCGACUUUGAUAGACUUCAAGAGAGAGUUGAUCUGAUGAGGAAUUGAGACCAUCAUCAAUCGACUUUGAGAAACUUCAAGAGAUAUUUGAUCAGCUGUGGUAAAACUAGAGUCAUAAGAGAACAACUACAACUUGUUAAAGGUAAAGACCAGUAUUGGAAACGCCCCAAUUUCAAAAAAUGAAAUGGAAGCUCUUAUUACCAAUCAUGUGAAAGAAUAGGUUUUGACU
This is a messenger RNA of Strongylocentrotus purpuratus (purple sea urchin), 3977 nucleotides long. RefSeq names its product ankyrin-1. Gene Ontology annotation, molecular function: protein binding. The coding region runs from base 416 to 3745 and encodes 1109 amino acids. The transcript is spliced from 24 exons. The record is from RefSeq and is a predicted model, not a curated record. Lineage: Eukaryota; Metazoa; Echinodermata; Echinoidea; Camarodonta; Strongylocentrotidae.